Molecule: messenger RNA, 715 nt
Organism: Cynara cardunculus var. scolymus (artichoke)
Lineage: Eukaryota; Viridiplantae; Streptophyta; Magnoliopsida; Asterales; Asteraceae
Exons: 1
Coding region: 61-519 (152 amino acids)
Source: RefSeq, a predicted model, not a curated record
UUGUUUCGGAUCAGUUGGAGUUAAAUUUUGAUUUGUUUGAGUUUAAUUUGAUCGGAAUUAAUGGCGACACUUCAAAAAUUUAAGUUGUUAGCGACACAAUGUGCUGUUGCCGGAAGUCCUACACGGAGUCCAUCUACAAGUCCGGUCAUUCACCUACGACGACGGAAGACGUUACGGAUGUUGCUCAGUCGUGGCGGUGGCGGUGGCCGGCGAAUGCCUCCUCGUGAUGAGUUUCUAGAUCGGAGAUCUAGUGAUGUCGAUUCGUCUGAAAGUAGGAAAAACGGUAGUGUGAGGCGGAAGCUAAAGGACUUGCUUGUGUCGUCACCGUCACCGCCUCCGCCUCGGUUGCUUGAAGAGAACGACUGUGACGGUGGCGAAGAAAGUAAUAGGUGGAGUCCUGGCGGUGGUUUGAUUAUCCGGCGCGGUGGUUUCAGAGGACUGAGGCCUUUGUCAGGUACGUUACGGCAACGGUUACUCAGACGAGCAUGGAGACCGGUACUUGUUUCGAUUCCCGAGUAAAUCAUUAUCUAAUUUUCUGGGAAAUUGUAGAGAUAAUUUUCAGAAAUAAUAAUGAUUUGUUGAAUUCAGUACCAAAUUUUGGUAUCCACUCCUCUCUAGGGUUUGUUUUUCCUCUUUUGUUCGAUUUUCCUAUUUAUCAAAUUGAAUGCUACUUGAAAUUUCCUAUGAAGAUGUUGGAUUGUAUUAGCACUAAAUU